UCUUCAGAGCCAAACACAAACAAAACAACAAAACCAAAUCUUUUCCCCUUUCUCUCUCUUUCUUUCUAAAACCUCUCUCAGAUAUCUCUCUCUCUCUUUGUAAACUGUAAUCUGAUGUGUAGAUCUUAAAAAGUGGCCAUUGCGGAUCUGAAUUGGUGUUAGGGUUUAAAAAAAGGGUUUUUCUUUUUCUUUUUCUUUUUCCUUUUCCUUCAAUGGCCACACCCUUUCCCAUUCCCUUCAGUGCAGCUCAGGUUGGGACCUACUUCGUGGGGCAGUAUUAUCAGGUGCUUCAGAAUCAACCGGAAUUCGUGCACCAGUUUUAUUCUGAUGCUAGCACUAUGCUCCGUAUUGAUGGCAACGCUAGGGAGACUGCCACUGCAAUGCUUCAAAUCCAUCAACUGGUUAUGUCACUCAGUUAUACUGGAAUUGAAAUCAAGACAGCACAAUCUCUGGAAUCUUGGAGCGGUGGUGUUCUUGUGAUGGUUUCUGGAUGUGUACAAAUUAAGGACUACAACCCAAGGAGGAAAUUUAUGCAGACAUUCUUCCUGGCACCCCAAGAAAAAGGCUUUUUUGUGCUCAAUGAUAUUUUUCACUUUGUUGAAGAGGAUCCAGUUCCCCACCACCAAGCGGUCUUGCUAGCUCAGAGCAAUCUUGAUUCGAAAGUUAAUGCUCAGAGCAUAAUCAAUAAGCCAGUGUCCAACUACCUGCUGGGUGGAGAUAUCCAGGCUAGGGAGUUUGUUGCUACAACUACAAAUGAGGUCAAAGAAAAUGGUGUAGUCGACAAUUAUGGAUUUUCAGAGCAACGAAUGCAUCAAGGCCCUGAUUCUGAACAUAUGAGGGAGGAUAACACUGUUGAAGAGUCAAAUGGUUCCCUUCAAUCUUCAGUGAAUGCAGUGCAAGACCAUGUACCUGCUUCUGAUGAACCUGCUGGGGAGCCAACAAAGCACACUUAUGCCUCCAUUUUACGAGUUGCUAAAGGACAAUCCACUCCAUCUGUAUCGUCUCUGCCUUCUCAUAAGAAUGUGUACCCUUCGGAAUGGGACCAUGCUCCACAGACUAGUAGUCAGCAAACAACUGCUUCGGCAAAUGCAUUUGAAAGGUCUGAGUAUGAUAUAGUGGAGGAGCUUCCUGCAACAGAAGAUGAAGAUGAAAUAAAAUCUGUUUAUGUGAGAAACUUGUCACCUACAGUGUCUCCUUCUGAAAUUGAAGAUGAAUUCAAGAAUUUUGGUAGAAUCAGGCCAGAUGGUGUUGUCAUAAGAAGUCGCAAGGACGUUGGAGUUUGUUACGCAUUUGUUGAAUUUGAAGAUAUGACAGGCGUUCAUAAUGCAGUCAAGGCUGGAUCUGUUGAGAUAGCAGGAAGACAAGUAUACAUUGAAGAGCGGAGACCAAACAGUAACAUCCCUUCUCGAGGAGGAAGACGGGGUAGAGGCAGGGGUAGCUAUCAAUCAGAGGCACCAAGAGGGCGUUUCAGUUCAAGGAGUUUUGGCAGGGGAAGUGGCCAUGAUGGUGGUGAUAGGGAGUAUAACAAACCCAGAGGAAAUGGUUUCUAUAGACCAAGUCCACGGCAAGAGAGGGGAUAUUCAGGGCAUCAAGUACAAAGAAAUGGACAGAAUCUGGCUGAGUCUUCCUGAGUCAACAAAAUAUUUUAGCAAGAGAAUCCAAUUUUGGGUCCAGAUAUUUCAGCUCCCAAUAGUCAAUUUCAAUAGAUUAAACCAAAUAUUGAUAAUUUUGAAGUAUUAAAUUAAGAUGUUCAAUUCAGGGAAUAUGAAUGAGAUAUUUUGGUUUCUGAUAAAUUUUGUUCUACAGGCUUCUUGUUUCAUUUGUUUCUCCAGGAAUUUUAUGUUUAGCUGGAAAUGUGUUUAGAACAUCUGGCAUUUGUUUACUCCCCCGUUGAAAUUUAAAAUCUAGUUGUUAUUUUUUGUUAACAGUACUUCAGAGUUUGAUACUAUUUGCUUAAAUGUA
This is a messenger RNA of Gastrolobium bilobum, 1962 nucleotides long. RefSeq names its product nuclear transport factor 2-like. The record is from RefSeq and is a predicted model, not a curated record. Gene Ontology annotation, molecular function: mRNA binding. NCBI's taxonomy places the organism in Eukaryota, Viridiplantae, Streptophyta, Magnoliopsida, Fabales, Fabaceae. The transcript is spliced from 9 exons. Gene Ontology annotation, cellular component: ribonucleoprotein complex; cytosol. The coding region runs from base 213 to 1631 and encodes 472 amino acids.